Molecule: messenger RNA, 1083 nt
Organism: Adineta ricciae
Lineage: Eukaryota; Metazoa; Rotifera; Eurotatoria; Adinetida; Adinetidae
Source: the annotation of a GenBank genome assembly
AUGUUCAAUCAUAUUUCUCAAUUCUAUCAAAAUACGAAGUCUUAUAUUCAAAAUUUUAAUUUAUUUCCAUCUAUUCCUCCAUCAACCGAUCAACAUCAACUUCAGAAUGAAAAGAUUUCCACGCGAAUAUUCAUUAUUCUUCCGAUUUUAUCAUUAACUAUUCUUCUCUUAUAUACUUCUUUGAUUAAUGUUACACAAACUAUUAAUAUUAACACACCAACAAUAUUAACAUAUCAAGAAUUACAUUCGAAAUAUUCACAAGUAUUAACAUGUCCAUGUACACAAAUAUCGAUGAGUUAUGACACAUUUCAUCAAUUUUAUUCGAAUCAAUUUAUAAGUGCAUCUGUCAUAUCAUCAGAACUAUUUCAAUUACAAGUUGAAUCGUUAGUUAAUCAAUUUAUCUCAUCAACAACAAAUGAUUUUUUAUUGUCAUUAACGACAAUACGAAAUACUACUCAGAGUAACGGGAUAUUCACUGGUCCUUUGACUAACUAUGCAUUUGUAACGUAUGAAAAUGAGGAUUACACACCUCUCUUUGCGCGAACAUACCGGGGAUGUGAUUGUGGGCUUUCAGCAAGCUGUAAUUUUCCAUCAUACAUUCGUGCUUACGAAACUGAGACCACAUUAUUCGUUAUACCAGGGUUCUAUAGUGCAUGUUACACAAUUGAAUCAUUACUUCAAUCUGAUCUUCAAUGUUUUUAUGAUCAAACAUGUAUAGAUGAGCUACAAUUCUGGUUCUUAUCACGUGCACAAAGGAAUAUUACAUCUCUUGAUAGUUCAAUGACAAGUCGCUUUUCGCUAAAUUCAACAUUUGAAGAAAUUCUUAGUGAUUUAAUGGUUGAGAAAUGGAACUCGACAUUAAUGUAUGAGAAAUACUAUUAUGUUUGUAUGCCAACAGAGUGCACCUAUACGCGGCAAGCAAAGAAUAAUGCUAUUUAUAUUGUAACUACACUAUUUGGACUCACUGGUGGCUUGACAAAAGCGUUUAGAUUAGUGGUACCAUUUCUGGUUAAAUAUACCAUAUUAUUUAUUCAAAAGUGGAAAAGAAAAAAUGCUGCAAUCUUACCAAUGAUUGAGAUGUAA